AUGUGGCUUCUGGGCACCGCGCGCGCGAACCUCGUCUUCUUUCCCCAACCUGAAAACGUUCCUGGAGGCUAUGCCAUCCUCUCGCACACCUGGGGAGAGGAGGAAGACACGUUUCAAAACCCACGCCAGCCGUCGCCACCAUGGUUCAACCCACGCGAUCGCCUAACUCUAAAAAUUCGAUCAUUCCUUGAGCGCGCCGAGAAGCACGGGCAUGAGUACGCUUGGGUCGACACGUGCUGUAUCAACAAGGAGAGCAGUGCCGAGCUCUCGGAAGGCAUCAAUUCCAUGUUCCGCUACUACGCCCUCUCCACCAUCUGCUACGUCUACCUCAGCGACGUCGAAUACUCCGAUACCGAUUCACACAACAUGUGGGACGCCUUUCGAAGAAGCCGUUGGCACACGCGGGGCUGGACUCUCCAAGAGCUCAUCGCGUCCCGUGUCCUUGUGUUCUACUCCAAGGAGUGGAAAUGUCUGGGCACCAAGUACGGGCUCGCCAAGCGCCUCGAAGAAGCCACUGGGGUCUCGGCGGAAGUCCUCCGCUUCAAGAAUUCGUUUACCGACGCUAGUAUCGCGACACGUAUAUCCUGGGCGGCGCAUCGGGAGACCACGAGGACAGAAGACGGUGCCUACAGCCUCUUCGGGCUUUUCGGGGUCAACAUGCCGACGCUCUAUGGCGAAGGCCGGAGCGCAUUCUGCCGGCUCUUCACGGAGAUCCUGAAGACUUCGCGGCCCGAUCCUUCGAUUUUUCUCUUGGGA
Molecule: messenger RNA, 756 nt
Organism: Epithele typhae
Lineage: Eukaryota; Fungi; Basidiomycota; Agaricomycetes; Polyporales; Epitheliaceae
Product: heterokaryon incompatibility protein-domain-containing protein
Exons: 2
Source: RefSeq, a predicted model, not a curated record